Molecule: messenger RNA, 2072 nt
Organism: Clarias gariepinus (North African catfish)
Lineage: Eukaryota; Metazoa; Chordata; Actinopteri; Siluriformes; Clariidae
Gene: cxxc1b
Product: CXXC finger protein 1b
Exons: 14
Coding region: 210-1904 (564 amino acids)
Biological process (GO): positive regulation of DNA-templated transcription
Cellular component (GO): Set1C/COMPASS complex
Molecular function (GO): DNA binding; zinc ion binding
Source: RefSeq, a predicted model, not a curated record
CGACGAAGAAGAAGUGGCCUCAGCAGCAAUAGCGUUAGCAUUGUUUUGCCGGUGUGGUCGUGUUUUCGUUUAACUUCUGCUCCUGUUCUUCGGUAUUAAGGAUAACUCAACAAGUUAUAAGUUUACAACCUGAAUAAGGCUAGAAGUGCUCUCAAGAGUGUUUUAAUCGAAGAAGCCGCCCUGCGUACAUCCGCAGCUGAUUAGCGACUAUGGAUAGUGAAAUGUCAGAUAUGGACCAAGUGCCAGCAAUGGACAACAGCAGUGCAGAAGAUGAGAAGGCACCACUGUACUGCAUCUGUAGGAAACCAGACAUCAACUGUUUCAUGAUUGGCUGUGAUAACUGUAACGAAUGGUUCCAUGGACAUUGCAUAAAUGUGACUGAGAAGAUGGCCAAGGGGAUUAGAGAGUGGUAUUGCCGGCAGUGUCAGGAAAUGGAUCCCUCCCUUGAAGUGAAAUACCGGAUAAAAAAAUCACGUGAGAAAGAAAUGGAACCAGAGAGAACUGAAAAACGAUCAAGUACUCCAGACUUCAAACUGGAUAAACGCCGUGGAUCUAAAGUGAAACGUUCUGCACGCAUGUGUGGCGAGUGUGAACCCUGCAGACGUACUGAAGACUGUGCGCAGUGUGACUUCUGCAAGGACAUGAAAAAAUUUGGGGGCCCAAACAAAAUCCGGCAAAAAUGUCGACAGCGACAGUGUGUAGUUCGUGCAAGGAAAAUGCUGCGUGUCAGAGAUGAGGAGUUUUCCUUGCACGAAAGAACCGAAAAUAGGAUGCACAGAGACAGACGAUAUUCAGAUGACUAUAAUGAUAGUGAGGUUGAGCUGUACUCACGAUACAAGGACCAGAACAUGCCAUGGAGCAGGGAGGAGAAGGAAAGUCCAGUUUACAGCUCUGGCCAGUGCAAGAAAGCUAUAAAAGUCAAACAUGUUAAGCAUCGAGAGAAGAAAUUUGACAAAAAGAAGGAGGCUCGUAGGCAUAAGCAGAAACAGAAGCAUAAAGACCGUGUGAGGCACAGUGACAGAAGUGAUGUUCAUUACACUGGAGGCUUGCACCAGUGCUUGGGCCCUACCUGUACUGAAAUGGCACGUCCCAACUCAAAAUACUGUUCAGAAGAAUGUGGCAUGAAGCUCGCAGCCAACCGGAUUUACGAGAUCCUUCCACAGCGUAUACAGCAGUGGCAACAGAGUCCGUGCAUCGCUGAGGAGAUGGGCAGGAAACAACUGGAGCGAAUUCGUAAGGAACAGCAGGCUGCUCGCAUGCGUCUCACUGAAAUGGAGCGACGCUUUCAUGAGCUGGAAGGAAUCAUUGCUAAAGCCAAGCAGCACGUUGUUCAGCAAGAUGAAGAUGUAAAUGAAACUGAGAGUGAAGACAUGGAUCUUCAAAUCUUUUGCAUAUCUUGCAGUCACCCCAUCAACCCUAAAGUGGCAAUGAGACACAUGGAGAGGUGUUACGCUAAGUAUGAAAGCCAGACGUCGUUUGGCUCAAUUUUCCCUACACGAAUAGAGGGGGCGACAAGACUCUUUUGUGAUGUGUAUAACCCUCAGAGUAAAACGUACUGCAAGAGGCUUCAGGUGUUGUGUCCAGAACAUUCCAGAGACCCUAAGGUGCCAGUAGAUGAAGUGUGUGGAUGUCCUCUAGUGCGUAAUGUCUUUGAGCCAACAGGAGAGUACUGCAGAAUGUCGAAGCGCAAAUGCAACAGACACUACUGCUGGGAGAAACUCAGACGAGCAGAAGUAGACCUUGAGCGUGUGCGAGUGUGGUACAAGUUGGAUGAGCUGUUUGAACAGGAACGUAACGUAAGAACAGCGAUGACUAACCGAGCGGGACUGUUGGCCCUCAUGUUGCACCAAACAAUACAGCAUGAUCCUCUGACCACCGAUUUACGCAGCAACAAGGACAGAUAGUGAUGCGCCAUGUUACACCUUCUCUUUAACCUUUGUAUUCUUAUUGAUAAAAUUUAUUUUGUGUUGUGUAUUCAUUUCCUCUUGUGGGUGGAAUUGUUUGGACAAAACGUUGUAGGUCUCACUUGUCUUCUGUACAAAUACAAAUUUGCUUAAAAUUAUCUAAAUUUC